AGGGGGCUCUGGGCUAGCCCCGCCCUCACGGUGUGGCAUAAUCCCAGCCGCUGCCCCUACCUGGACCUGGGCUAAGCGCUCUCUGUACAUCAUCUGGGUACACUCUUGCCCUGCCUUGUGAGGCGGGAGCAUCCGCCCAGGCCCUGUUGUCAGCUACACUCGCAUUGGGGUGCCCCUCGGGCCCCCACACCCCCCUGUUCCUGUGUCGUCAGCCCCGAGCUGGCCUGGGCGGCCGCGCCUGCCAGGCACCAGUGUGUCACAGUGGGCUCGGUGUUGCCCUUCCCUGCUGGCCCCACGCUGGCUUCCCCUCAGGGCCGGAGACCGUGCAUCCCGCUGGCCGUGUGCUUGCUCCCUUACGUCAGCAAGCCCUGCUGACUCUUCUGAACCAGGCUCAAAUCCACGUCCCCGUAGCCCCCUGACCCGUGUCUCCUCAGGUGUCCCCCGCUUCCUCUCUAGCCUCCUGGAGCCCCUCCUGCCAGGGGCACCCGGAUCUUCAGACACUGCAGACGGGGCCUGUCGGUCCUCACUCAGUCUCCCCUCACACAGCUCAGAUGAACUCAGGCUUGUUCCCUCGGGGUCUUUGCACCUGCUGGUUCUUUCUGGUCCACUCUUGCCCCGCAGGAGUCAGCUGGAACAUGGCCCCCUCCUUGGGGAGCCCCACCUGCACCCUGCGCCUCACUCAUUGUCACUUCCCUGGGUUUCAGAGUUCCCAUCCCCUGGCUCUCUCCCCACAUGCCUGCCGUGGCCAGGGCUGGGACAGGGCCAGUGCCAAGCCAGGAGCCCAGAACUCAGUCCUGGUCUCCCACACAAGCGGCAGAGGCCCGGGUACUUGAGUCAUCGCCUGCUGCCUCCCAGAGCCUGCAUUGGCAGGGGAACUAGAUCAGAAUCGGAGCUGAGAAUCAAACGCCGGCACCCUGAUGUGGGAUGUGGGCAUCUCAACCUGUCUUCACUGCCAAGGUCAGACACCCUGCCCUGGGUUUGUCUGGAGCGCUUACUGUCCUUCCAAGCAAGCGUCCACGCGCCCAGGACCCCCUAGACUGCAGGUAGAGCACUCGGCCUCACUUACUGUUGAGAGCCGUGCCCCAGCGCAGGCGGGGCAGAGGAUGCUGGACGCAUGCCAGGGGCUGGGAGACAUUGGGGGACUUGUCCAUUCCCCUGGCAGCGACGGCAGGGCACUGGCCGGCACGGUGGGACCCUGAACCUGCCGGCUUAUCCGGGGCUGUGCUGUCCUGUCCUGACAGGACUUGGUUAAAAGUCUGGCUGCCUGAGCCGUUUAACCCCUCUGAGUCUGUUUCCUGGACUGUAACAUGAGAGGGAGGAUCUCCCCCUAGUGGAGGAACCGAGACGAUGCAGGUGGAGCACGUGCACGGGCGUGUCUGCUCCUAACUGGAGCCGCCGUGGCUGCACCUGCGUGGGCCGAGGCCCUUCUUCCUUUGAGGGCCUGGAGAGAGUGGGGCAAGAGGAUGCCCUCCCCCUCGACUUGCCUGCUUCCCCAAGCUGGGCAUCUGGGUGUGCCAGGCGCGUCGUCGCCGCUGGUCCGACAGGUUUUGGGGGAGGGCAGCAGAGGCGUGGGGCCAGGGUGAGGCUGCCCAGGGUUAAUUAGAGGGAGCUGGGCUGGAGAAGCUGGGGAGAGGGGCUGGAGAGAGGCUGGGCCUGCUGAGCCUGGAUCACCGCAGGAGUGGGAGGCCAUGGGCCGGGGCUUCAAUUCUGCCAGACUCAGGCGCCAAAAACGGCGCCUGCGACCUCGUGUCCAGAAAUCCAGGCGGCAGCCGGAGCGGCUCCAGCAGGAGAACCAUGAGCUGCGCCGGGGCCUGGCAGCCCGGGGUGCUGAGUGGGAGGCCAGAGCUGUGGAGCUGGAGGGGGACGUGGAGGCCCUGCGAGCCCAGCUGGGAGAGCAGCGCUCCGAGCAGCAGGACAGCGGCCGCGAGCGGGCGCGUGCUCUGAGCGAACUCAGCGAGCAGAACCUCCGGCUCAGCCAGCAGCUGGCCCAGGCCUCCCAGACUGAACAAGAGCUUCAGAGGGAGCUGGACAGCCUUCGAGGGCAGUGCCAGUCUCAGGCUCUGGCUGGGGCAGAGCUGAGGACUCGACUGGAGAGCUUGCAGGGGGAGAACCAGAUGCUGCACAGCCGCAGGCAGGACCUGGAGGCCCAGAUCCGGGGCCUCCGCGAGGAGGUGGAGAAGGGCCAGGGCAGGCUGCAGACCACCCACGAGGAGCUGCUGCUCCUGAGGAGAGAGAGGCGGGAGCACAGCUUGGAGCUGGAGCGGGCGCGCUCCGAGGCCGGGGAGGCGCUGAGCGCGCUGCGCAGGCUGCAGCGGCGCGUCUCGGAGCUGGAAGAGGAGUCGCGCCUCCAGGCCGCCGACGCAUCGUGCGCCUCGCUGCAGUCGGAGCUCGCCUGCACCCUCGAGACGGGCCAGGCCCAGGCCCCGGACGCCAGCGCGGGCCGAGACACCCAGACCAGUGUGCUCCCGGAGACCCAAGAGGUGUCCAGCCUCCAGCCUGCCUCCCACGAGGAGAGCCUGGAGCCUCCCAAGAAGCGAGCAGCCCGCAGCCCCGCCGAGAUCCUGGAGGAGAGCGAGGCGGAAGUGGCCAGGCUGCAGGACGAGGUCACGCUGCAGCGGGAAGAGCUCCAGGCCCUGCGAGAGGAGCUGCAAAGGCAGAGGGAGCUGCGGGCACAGGACAACCCCGAGGCGGCCCUGAGCGGCGCCCUCGCCGACCGGGAGGAGGCCGUGAGCAAGACCCGGGAGCUGUCCCUGGAGCUGAGCCGCGUCUCGCUCGAGCGAGACUCCCUGUCCCGGGAGUUGCUGCGCACCAUCCGCCAGAAGGUGGCGCUGACGCAGGAGCUGGAGGCCUGGCAGGACGACAUGCAGGUGGUGAUCGGGCAGCAGCUGCGCUCCCAGCGCCAGAAGGAACUGGACGCGGCCGCAGCGGCGCCCCCGCUACGCCGCGCCGCGCCGCGCUUCUCGCUGCGGGACGGCUUCCUCACCAACCUCUUCCGAAGGACCUGACGGCCGGGGCCCCCUUUCCUCCAACGGCAAUGAACCGGGGGGGCCCAGGUGGCCGCCUCGCGCAGGAGCUGGGCUGGGGCUCUUGGGGAGCAGCUUUGGGGCCGGGGCCGGGAGGUGGCAGCAGCGGGUGGGGCAGAGCCGUCUAUUUUUGGAAUCUACAGAGGUCUAUCUUUUCUAAGCUUCUAAGCUCCAAGACCCCUGCCCGGGCAUGCCCCCCCCCCCACUCGGGUACUUAUGUUUUCAGCAUCCCACAGAGUAAUAUAUAAAAAACAAACUUUAUUGUGAAAAAACAGAACAA
Oryctolagus cuniculus (rabbit) is the source of this 3303-nucleotide messenger RNA. RefSeq names its product BICD family like cargo adaptor 2 (gene BICDL2). NCBI's taxonomy places the organism in Eukaryota, Metazoa, Chordata, Mammalia, Lagomorpha, Leporidae. The record is from RefSeq and is a predicted model, not a curated record. Gene Ontology annotation, biological process: Golgi to secretory granule transport; vesicle transport along microtubule.